AUGGUUUGUGUAAAUAAUCAAACUAAUCAGAUGAUAGAAUCAUUUCUUAGUUCAAUUCAGCAAUUACAUUCUCAAGAUAAAUACCCACAACAAAUUUGCAACGACUGUUUAAUACAAUUAAAAAACGUCUACCAAUUUAAACAACAAUUUGAAUUAUCUUUAAAAAUACUUAACAAAAUUAUCACACAAACUAAUCGAUCCACUGAUCAACUUGAAAAUGAAAAUAAUACUCAACAAUAUGAAGUUAAGAUAGAAGUUGAAGAAGAAGAGGAAAAUUUGGAGGUAACAAUUAAACAAGAAAUUGUAGAUGAAGAAUCAACACAACAAAAUAUUGAACUAGAUGAAAUUAAUAUCAAUGAUGAUUGGAUUAAAUCAGAAGAAUUUGAUAAUGAUAAUACUGAUAAAAUUUCGUGUAAUUUUCAACAAAGUAAAACAACUGAUAAUGAAACAAAUAAUGUGAUAAUUAAACAACAUAAAAUCUCAGAUUUUAUCUGUAACAUUUGUAAAAGUAAAUUUAUUAAUCGUAAUCGAUUAAUAAAACAUAUAAAAACCCACAUAAAAUUCCAAUCAAACGAUUUACUUGAAACUGAUCAACAACAGGGUAAAUUUAAAUGUGAUAAUUGUUUAAGAAAGUUUAUCACAUUAACAGAAUUAAUCACACAUUGUGAACAAGAUCAUGAAGCUAAACCGAUCAAAUGUAAACAAUGUGACUUAGAAUGUGUUAACUAUUUACAAAUGUUAAAACAUGAACAAAGCCAUUCACGUAAAUAUGUAUGUGAACAUUGCGGUUUAAUAUUUAAUCAAUUAUCAGUCUUAGAAUCACAUAAACGAUCAUCUCAUUCCGAUAAGAAAGAUCAUGUUUAUGUAUGUUCGAUUUGUGAUAAAUCGUAUCCAACGAUAUCGACAUUAAAAUCGCAUGUGAAAACAAUACAUGCAACACGUUUAGAAUCGUGGGAUGUUUGUACAAUUUGUCGUAAAUUAGUGAAAUUACAUUCGUGUUGGUGUUGUGAUGCAAAAUUUGGUUCAUGGUAUGCAUUAAAACGACAUAUGAUUAAACAUGGUGUUGAACGGCCGUUUAUGUGUAAAAUUUGUGAUAAAGGAUUUCGAUUUGAUACUAUUCUUGAAAUACACAUCCGUACACAACAUUGUAAUUGA
Messenger RNA from Chrysoperla carnea, 1155 nucleotides. Its product is annotated as myoneurin-like. Lineage: Eukaryota; Metazoa; Arthropoda; Insecta; Neuroptera; Chrysopidae. The transcript is spliced from 3 exons. Gene Ontology annotation, biological process: regulation of transcription by RNA polymerase II. Gene Ontology annotation, molecular function: DNA-binding transcription factor activity; RNA polymerase II cis-regulatory region sequence-specific DNA binding. Bases 1 to 1155 code for a protein of 384 amino acids. The record is from RefSeq and is a predicted model, not a curated record.